Messenger RNA from Penicillium manginii, 444 nucleotides. RefSeq lists its product as uncharacterized. Lineage: Eukaryota; Fungi; Ascomycota; Eurotiomycetes; Eurotiales; Aspergillaceae. The transcript has a single exon. The record is from RefSeq and is a predicted model, not a curated record. The coding region runs from base 1 to 444 and encodes 147 amino acids.
AUGGUUGAGAUGAAUAUAACCAGUGUGGUUAUAGGCGCUGUUUUUGGGGCGAUCCCAGUUUACCGGAGUGGGCGUGCGACGUAUGAGUUUGCUAGACGUAAGGGCUGGUGGAUGUGGAAGUGGUUGGAGAAUCUCUCGUGGUUGCAGGAUGGGAAGCCAGACUUGGAGCAGGGGAUUGGCCUUGACGCCGCCCUGGAUCGGCACCUGGCAGCUGGAAGAACUGUCAUGCUGGCCGUGACAAUUCCUCCGUCUCCGGAAGGAGAACAAGGGGGCCGGAGGCCUGCUUCCAUCCUCGAGGCGAGUAUUCUGGAGCAUGGGCCUGAUGGGUUUGAUCUUCGGGCUGCAGUGGAAGCUGUAGCAAACGGGGUUGCGGAGGUGGUUGAGGCUGGAGGUGGGGGUGCUAAUGCUGCUGCUGCUGCUGGAGGAGAUACCGAUGGUGGUUGA